CGCCUCUUUAACGAUCCCGCGCUAUAUAAACCUAACCACCCCUAGCGAAAUCCCCAAGAAAACGAGAAGCCAACAAGGAUACAGAAAACAAGAAUGGGACUUCCCUGUUGCCAUGUCACAGAGGAUCAAGAACAGCCGACGCAUGACAAUUCCGAUCACCUUCAUUCCGAAUCAUCAACUGCUUCUUCCCUUUCUUCUCAGCCAAGUCUACCUUCUGUUCCUUCGCUAACUCCUCCGGUGAUACCACCCUAUCAAACCCAGAAUUCUCCUCAGUCUCAUCACCAGCUCGUAACCACACUCACUUCGACACCUUCCUCUCCCAUAUUCACCUUAACCCUCAAUGGCAAGUUCCUUUACGCUGGCUCGUUCAACAGCGAUAUUCGCUCAUGGAGCCGAGGCCCCGGUUUUACUAGCAAUCCCCAUGGCGAUGUCGUGGCAUCCAACAAUGGAGCAGUGAAAUCCCUUGUUGUUUCCGGCGACAAGUUGUUCAGCGCCCAUCAAGAUCACAAAAUCCGGGUCUGGAAGAUCCAACCUGACUAUCCGAACCAGAGUUUCAAACCCGUUGCGACUCUCCCUACUCUCGGAGAUCGUUUCUGCAAGCUUUUCUCGGCUAAGAACUAUGUCCAGGUACGACGGCACAAGAAGUGCACGUGGGUUCAUCACGUCGACGCCGUCUCUUCCCUCGCUCUGUCCAGUGACGGGACCCUGCUUUACUCUGCUUCGUGGGAUCGAACGUUCAAAAUCUGGAGAACUUCAGAUUUCAAGUGUUUAGAAUCCGUCCGGGCGCACGAAGACGCGAUAAACGCCUUGGUUUUGUCCAGUGAUGGGGUUGUUCACACUGGUUCUGCAGACAAGAAGAUCAAAAUAUGGAAAAAGAAUGAAGGUGAGAAGAAUCAUUCCUUAGUGGAAACCUUAGAGAAGCACAAAUCAGCCGUGAAUGCACUGGCAUUAAGCACCGACGGGUCAGUGUUGUACUCUGGUGCGUGUGACAGAUCAAUUCUGGUGUGGGAAAAGGAUGGAGGGAAGAUGGUGUUGGCGGGUGCUCUGAGAGGGCACACGAAGGCUAUACUGUGCUUGGCGGCUAUGGAGGAUUUGGUGUGCAGUGGAUCAGCUGAUAAGGGUGUUAGGAUAUGGAGGAGGGGGCUUGACAAGAGUUAUACAUGCCUUGCUGUCUUAGAAGGUCAUAAAAGGCCAGUGAAGUGCUUGGCUAUGGCGGUUGACUCUAACAAAUCCUGUAAUAAUAAUAAUGGUGGCUCCGAUACUAGCAAUACUUAUCUGGUUUACAGUGGUAGUUUGGAUUGUAACAUUAAGGUUUGGAAAGUACAAGUUUCUUUGUUCUGAGAUUUGACCUCCAUCUUUCUUAUAUCGGGAGAAAAAGAAGUUUUUGCCGUAGGGAAUUAGUAUAUAGUAAGAGGGUGAAGAAUUAAAAGGCAUAUAGAUGAUUGAAUGCCAUAUACUUGUACACAUUUGAAUUGUUCCUUUGUUCCUUGUUUUCACAAGAGGGAGUGAUGGGUAUGCUACAAUUUAUUGAUUAAAUCAAUUCUUGAAAGGGUUUUAUUUUGAA
Prosopis cineraria is the source of this 1564-nucleotide messenger RNA. Its product is annotated as protein JINGUBANG. Gene Ontology annotation, molecular function: protein binding. The transcript has a single exon. Lineage: Eukaryota; Viridiplantae; Streptophyta; Magnoliopsida; Fabales; Fabaceae. Bases 94 to 1341 code for a protein of 415 amino acids. The record is from RefSeq and is a predicted model, not a curated record.